This is a messenger RNA of Rhopalosiphum padi (bird cherry-oat aphid), 1875 nucleotides long. RefSeq lists its product as uncharacterized. The record is from RefSeq and is a predicted model, not a curated record. The transcript is spliced from 6 exons. The coding region runs from base 848 to 1732 and encodes 294 amino acids. NCBI's taxonomy places the organism in Eukaryota, Metazoa, Arthropoda, Insecta, Hemiptera, Aphididae.
UACCUAUAAUACAUUUACCGACGAGCGUACGUCGACGACGCGCGACGCACGCCGCCGCCGCCGUGGCGUGUUAUUAUUAUUAUUAUUAUUACUAUUACCGCACCGCGACGCCGGACCCCGCGAGCGCUGUUCACUUAUGCGUAUUGUUUUCGCGCCUCUGAACAUCGGAAGUUCCGGAGUGCACAGUUUGCCGAGCAACCCGACGGCACGGCCGUCGGCCCGACCGAGCGACGAUAUAUAAUAAUAAUAAUAAUAAUAUCAUCAUAUAAUAUAUAUAUAUAUAUCAACUAGUACACAAUAGACGCGGGCGAAAAACCAUAUAUAUAUAUAUAUAUAAUGUAUAUAUAAUGACGACGACGACGCCGACGACAAUACGUUAUAGGUAAUAAUAAUAAUAAUAAUGAUGAUGAUGAUGUAUAAUACGCGCGGUCGACGGCUUUAUUAGAAUUUCGUACGACAUCGACGCCGACACGAAUGUGUAAUUUUAUUCGUCGUCUAAGUUAACCCGUGUACGAGUUGUCCGCGCGACAUUUAUAUUAUUCCGAAUAAGGCGAAAAACGGUCUGUUCUACGCCGCACCGCGCCCGCACACGUCAAAAACAAUAUACGACAAUAAUAUAAUAUCGUUUAUUAUAAUGUUAUUUCGUAUCAUUAUCGUCACCGCCGUUUGAUGUAAUAUCAUCAUAUUUUACGCGACGUCCGAAGAUCGUUCGAACACGGAACGCGGCUGCAUCGAAAUCAUCAGUAAUGUAAUAUUAUUAUAUACACACGAGUACCGAGAUAAUAUACAUACGACCUAUCGCACACGCGUUCGUCGUUCACGGCAUUAACGGACGUUUGUGGGCGGCAUGGUACGUUCAAAUGAAGUUUUCGUUUUUUAUCUACUCAUCAUCACGCUACAAGCGUCUUUCAUCAAUAACCUAAAACUGUUGAACGUCCGAAUAGCCAACCAUACGGUAUUAGGCAGUAGUACAAUACUAGAAUGCACGUACGACCUGGAAGGAGAACAUUUAUACUCGGUCAAAUGGUACAAGAACGGCGACGAGUUCUUCAGAUAUCUGCCCAAAAGCAAACCAAGUAUACAAGUUUUCGAAAAAUCGGGCAUUUAUAUCGACAUCGAUAAAUCGAAUUCAAACGAAGUCGUGCUCAAGUCUUUAGAGCUGUCGAGCAGUGGCACCUAUAGAUGUGAAGUGUCGGCGGAGGCACCGUCGUUUCAAACGGUAUUCCAAGACCGAGAUAUGAUCACAGUGGAAGAGGGUCCGCGGAUCGUCGGCCUUCAGCACGAAUACAAUGUCGGGGACGCCGUGAACGCCAACUGUACGUCGAGUAAGAUGCAAUUUCACGCCCAACUCAUUUGGUACAUAAACAAAGAAAAGGCCAACUCUACGUUUGAACAAGGACCGUACUACAAGGAGUACUUCGCAGGUAGCGGACGGCUCGUGACAACUGUACUAGGACUCAGGUUCAUUGUUACCGAUGGUCAUUAUAAGAUUGGCGAAAUAUAUUUGAAAUGUGCGACUCGACUUUCAUCGUUUUAUUUACACUCGGAUGAAAAAAUUAUAAGGUUCAACAAACGGCCUCCUACCGAAUCAAUAAUUUCGAACCAAGUUAAACAGCCUAAAAUGCAAGAAAAGAAGUCAAUCAGCGUACAAAACACACCGAACAUUAUUCACAUGGCAUGUGUUUUGCUUUUCUGUCUGCGAAACAACAGAAAAGUACUAGUCGCAUAUUAAUUACGAACAAAUUAUUUGUAAUUGUCAUUAAUGAAAAUAAUCGUAGUUUAUAAUAACAUUGUAAUAUAUUGUUUACUUCCUACACAUUUUUAAUGCAUCUAUUAUAUGAUAUAGUGUUAUAAUAAAAUAAUAUACGAAAAUAA